AUGUCCCUCUCUCCAAACCCGGAUGUGAGCUAUCUUAAACCAUCAGGUAAAACUCCGCCACCUGCAGCUCCAUCUGCAGCCUAUGCUCGGCGAGCGCGGGAGAUCAUGGCUGAGGAGGGCCUAGGUCGCUAUCGUCCCCCUCCACUCCGCACAACCCUACCUGACGGAAUAUCUUAUGACAUGUCCAACUCCCCUGUAACCGCUGAUGAGGUCACUAUAGUCCACAACUCAUAUCCCUCUGGGACCAGAAGAGCCAGGGCCGGCACUUUGCCCUCGAAUAUUGGCCUGACUGCCCAACAUUACGGUUCGACCAACACAAGCGCCUCUGCUUUAUCCUCGACGAUUGAUCUGGCAGAGGACUCUUCAGCGUCAUCGAGUCCCGUUGCGUCUGCGCCCAUCGCACGCCCAUCGCUCCGUCAUGCCACUUCGGCAGUCGCCGCAGCUCAUGCACCUUCGGAGAGGAACAGUCGUCUAAGGUCGGGGUCCUUGACGCUGCCCAGUGGCGGAUUGGGGAACGCUUUUGGUUCAACUUUGUUUUCCUCAUCUUGGGUGCCCGGCACUGCUGGUCAACGUGCAACGGUAUCCGGUAAUACGUUCCCUGUUCUGGAUGAACUGCGUUCGAUCACCUCGGGCGACUCUCAAGCUGGAGAUGAUUACGAUGUGCACACUCUGGACUACCUCGGAUUGGAGGAUAGUCCCGAUGGGUCGAUUACGAACGCAAAUUUGACGGAAAUGAGACAAUCAGCGUUAUUGAACACCCCAUCUAGGAUGAGAGCUAACACAGUGGCGAACCCUUAUCAGCGUGCUCGUUCUGUGCGCACUGUUGAACCGGAUCACACUGAAGAUGAGCGGUAUGAAGAAUGGCUCUCUACUGUCCUUCCCAGCCACAAGCCCCGGGUCCGUCAACGGCUGGAUUCCUAUGACCACCCAACCACUCCCGGAUCGGGCUACAGUAGUAACCAGGAAGCACCAUACAUUGCCAGAGGUUUCAAGCAAUCCGAACAUCUCGCAGCUGGAACUCGCUCUCGUGCUUCAUCAAUGGGGCAGAUCGACGAUACAACCAGCCGUGUCGGUUCUUCACUUUCCCGUCGUGUUGCUAUCGAAGACCCGUCUUACAAUGCAUAUGCUCAAUAUGAAGUAGCUCUCAAUGCUUCCCAGACUUUGGGGCAUGGUACUGCCGCCCUCCAGAGUUCAACUAACUCUUUGCUGCGAGGCCUACACGUGGAAACUGCCCCUCAACAGACCACUUCUCGCGCAUCGUUGACUACUACUCCUUCCGUCCGUUUCCCUUCGGGAGACAUCUCGUCUAGUCUGGCCGCGUCUCGACAUGGAUCAACUUCGCAAUUGGCCGUAUCCCAUCAAGCCCCAGCGCGGGUCAAUUCUCCCAAAGAACCAACGACGCCAAACCCAGGGAAUACGCAGGUGCAGACCCCUUCACGUUCGCUUUGGAUUGGGAAUCUGGAUCCAGGUGUGACAGGUGAAGAUCUUGCGCGAGCGUUUGCUCCAUAUGGCGCCAUCGAGAGCUUUAGGCUCCUCCCCGAAAAGGAAUGCGGUUUCGUGAACUUCGUCGACAUCGCGGAUGCGAUCCGCGCGAAGGAUGAUGUUCUGAAUCGUUUAGGUGGCAGUAUUGGGAUGGCAAAUGGUCAAACGGUUCGCAUCGGAUUUGGUAAAGCGGAUAGUGCCCCAGUUACGCCUUCAGGACCGAAUUCAGGAGGAACGCACGCUUCUCAGUUUCUCACAACGCCCGCUCCCUCUUCUGGCUUAGGGGGGGCAGGAGGUUUAGGGGGAGCGCCUGGUAGUGGAAACGGAACCGGAGGCACUGGCGGGAUGGACGCUCAGUUGCAGAGUACGCCGACAAGAGCGCUUUGGAUUGGGAGUAUCCCUUCGACGACUACUCCUGCCACCAUCUUAACGGUUUUCUCUCCGUAUGGACCGAUCGAGAGUGCUAGGGUGUUGACCCAUAAGAACUGUGGAUUCGUCAAUUUUGAACGGCUCGAUGACGCUGUUAGGGCGCGCAAGGCUCUUAAUGGUAGAGACGUCCUUGGAAGCGAAGUUGGCGCCAUCCGCAUCGGCUUCGCUCGUGUCCCUGUUAAGGGUGGCUCACCUGGCGGGGAUGGUAGUAGUGGUGAAGGAGAGUCGUCCAAGACGAACCACGAUUCAACCCCGAGCCCCAAUGAAAAAGGCGUUGGUGAUCUAAGUGUUGGUCAAACCAUUCACGCGCUUCGAGGCGUGAAAGGUGCUACUGCUAUUCCUACGGAUCAGCAAGUUCUUGGUGGCGCUGUGGAGAAUUACAGGUCGAAUUUGCUGCUGAGUAUGAUUGAUAUGGUUUUGAACCCUCCGGGACAGGGUGGCUUGCCCAGUAUUACGGAGCAGCAAUUGAUCAUGAGGUUGCUGAGUGACGGGACUCCUGACGCUGACAAUGACGUCCAGGCUCUUGCGGAAUUCCGCCCGCCGACGAACUACUACACAACGAUACCGAUUGCGGCAGAGCGCAGCCAUAUUCGUCGAUGGGAUGCUUCCAAGUUGCGAGAGCUCCGCAAGAGGCUUGACUCUGGGUCGUGUACCGUCGAGGAGAUUGACGACGUCGCUGCCGAUUUCCUUGAUGGCGAGAUUGUUGAUCUUGCUUCAGAUUGGCUUGGCAACACGGUUGUGCAAAAACUCUUUGAGCGCUGCUCGCCCGGUCCACGCUAUGCUAUGUUAGAAAGGAUUGCUCCUCACCUCGCCUCCAUCGGGAUUCACAAGAACGGGACUUGGGCAGCGCAGAAAGUUAUCGAAUGCGCCAGCACUCCGGAAGAGAUCGCGCUUAUUGCCAUUAAUCUGCGACCCUAUACUCCCCCCUGCUUUUGGACCAAUUUGGGAAUUAUAUGUUGUUUGCGAUUCGGAACACCUGCGAACGAUUUUAUAUUCGACGCGAUGACCGACCGUCUCUGGGAGAUUGCUCAGGGUCGAUUCGGAGCGCGAAGCAUGAGAGCCUGUUUGGAAAGUCCUUAUAUAACCAUCAGUCAACAGCGUCGUAUCGCAACUGCCGUCAUUCUUAACUCGAUUCCUCUUGCAACGAAUCCCAACGGCGCGCUACUUCUCACUUGGUUACUUGAUACCUCAGGUUUCCACUCUCGUUAUCGUCUUCUAGCACCUCGGUUCACCCCUCAUCUCUCACACCUCUGUACGCACAAGCUCGCGUCACUCACUGUUCUUCGCAUAGUCAACCAGAAGGCAGAGCCCGAGGCUUCUCAACAAGUCGUCGAUGCAUUAUUCUUCUCACCCAACGAUCAUGUCCUAACAGAUGUACUCGGGGAUCAGAUCAAUGGCGUUGCGGUCAUUCUUAAAAUCUUACAGAGUCCCUACCUUGACUCCGCAAAGAAACCUGAAUACCUCGAGGCGACGAAACGAGUCCUAAUCGACCUCAAGGUCCUCACUGCUCAAGCGUAUAGACGGCUCAUGGAAGAAGUUGGUCUGCCGGUCCCUUCGUUUAAUACUGCACCGUUCUCUAUUCCCUCAUCUGGGAACGUUGGUCCCCAACCUGGCCCGCAUUCUGUUUUCAACAGUCAGACUGUCAAUCCUGUCAAUCCUGGUGGGUAUAGCACCGAGAGCGCGCCUUAUGAUGCUUCGAUGGCAUCGAUCGUGGCGUCCAUGCAUACACUUCAAUUGCAGCAGCUUCAGGCUCAGGCUGCUAACGCUGCGAACAGCAUGGCUGGCGCUGGACUUGUCGUGGCGAACACUUCAUAUGCUGUACAGCACCUUGUCGAUGGCUUUAGGGAGGUUUAUGGUGUCAAUCCGACAUCUGAACAAAUUGCUGAGAUGGUUCAGCGUCAGCCGCUGCCAGAGAAUGUUAUCCUCCCGGUACAUGGUGGUUUUCCUGGCCGUCCGGGCUCUGUUGGCCCUGGGAUUGGCAGCAGCAACAGCAACAGAGGUAUGCCAGUGCGAGGAUGA
Molecule: messenger RNA, 3930 nt
Organism: Cantharellus anzutake
Lineage: Eukaryota; Fungi; Basidiomycota; Agaricomycetes; Cantharellales; Hydnaceae
Exons: 11
Coding region: 1-3930 (1309 amino acids)
Molecular function (GO): RNA binding
Source: RefSeq, a predicted model, not a curated record